Molecule: messenger RNA, 2528 nt
Organism: Thamnophis elegans (Western terrestrial garter snake)
Lineage: Eukaryota; Metazoa; Chordata; Lepidosauria; Squamata; Natricidae
Gene: RASEF
Product: RAS and EF-hand domain containing
Exons: 17
Coding region: 50-2233 (727 amino acids)
Molecular function (GO): GTPase activity; GTP binding; calcium ion binding
Source: RefSeq, a predicted model, not a curated record
GAAGCCGCCGAGGCGUCUCCGCCAGUCCGCCGCUCUCCCUCGCCGUGCGAUGGGCUCCCCCGCGGGGGAGCAGGUGGACUUGGACGAAGGCGGCCGGCUCCGCUCGCUCUUCCUGGCCUGCGAUGUGAACGGUUCCGGCCGGAUCGAGCGCGAUGACUUCGGCUCGCUCUGCGCCGAGCUGCGGGUCCGGCCGGCGGAGGCCGAAGCUAUUUUCCAGCGCCUGGACACUGACCGAGACGGCGCCAUCACCUUCCGCGAGUUCGUUCAGGGGUUUCACGACUGCGAGGAGCUCCCCGGGGAAGAGAGCGACGCUUUCGGUGCCUUCGCCGAGAUAGCGGCAGCGGCAGCAGCGGCGAGGGGAUCUGCGGUGGGUCCCAGCCAGGCCUGGAAGGAAUUUGAGCUUCGGCUCGGGGAGGAGGCGGGCUUCAUUCCCAGGCAAGAGCAGGUCUGCAUUCUAUACCAGAACAUAAACAUAGUGGAACCACGAUUAAUUCAACCAUAUGAAAAUGUUAUUAAGAACUUUAUUAGAGAGAUCAAGCUGCAGAGUACAGAAAUGGAGACCAUGGCCAUUGCUGUAAAAAGAGCACAAGAUAAAGCAGCCAUGCAGCUUGGUGAACUAGAAGAAGAGAUGGAGCAGCGCAUACAGGCUACAGAACAUAAAGUCAAGAAGGAGGAGAAGCGUAAAACAGAAGAGGCUUUGAAUGAUCUCAAGCGUCAAUAUGAAACAGAAGUGGGAGAUCUCCAAGUAACAAUAAAAAAAUUAAAAAUGCUUGAGGAACAAUCUAAACACAUUAAUCAAAAAGAAGAUUUGGCAGUAUUAAAAAGAAGGAUACAUGAUCUUACCUUGGAAAACCAGAAACUUAAAAAAGAUCUUAUGGAAGCACAGACAAAUAUAGCUUUCCUUCAGAGUGAAUUAGAUGCUUUAAAAAGUGAUAUUGCAGAUCAAAGUUUGAAUUCAGAAAGAGAUCUAGACAUGAUCAGAGAGUACACUGAAGACAGAGAUAGCUUGGAGAGGCAGAUAGCAAUAUUACAAUCAGCUAACAGGAAACUACAUGACAGUAAUGAUGGCUUAAGAAGUGCAUUAGAGAACAGUUUGAGUAUAUACAACAGAUCACUGCGUCUAACAAAUAUUUCCCCUGGAAACACAAUGUCCAGAAGCAGUCCCAAAUGUGGUCGUGGCCAUUCUCCCCAAAAUCCACAAUAUGACAGGCUGUCUCAUUCAUCCUAUGUGGAUGAAGAGUAUGACUCCCUCGCACUUUGUGAUCCAAUGCAGAGGAUAAACUGUGAAGUUGACAGCUUGCCUGAAAGCUGCUUUGAUAGCGGCUUGUCUACAUUAAGAGAUUCCAAUGAAUAUGAUUCAGAAGUAGAAUCCAAGCAUCAAAGAACAUCUGAGAGAACACAGUGCCUGCAGGAAAGCUUCCCGGGUGAUGCUUCUGACACAGACGUCCCAGAGAUACGAGACGAAGAAGUAUACAGUCCUGAUGAUGUAAAUACAGUAUUGUGUUGGAAGCCCGACCAAUCAGUCAGUCGAAGCAGUUCUGGAGUUUCAACAAGGAAACACAUCCCUGCAUUCUCUCCACAGGUUGAUUCUAUACACAGCAAUUCAAGAUACCCCAGCUCAGACAAGGCCUACAAGAUAGUUCUUGCCGGGGAUGCAGCUGUUGGAAAAUCUAGCUUUCUUAUGAGGCUUUGCAAAAAUGAAUUUCGAGGGAAUACCAGUGCAACUCUGGGUGUUGACUUCCAAAUGAAGAGACUCAUUGUUGAUGGAGAACCUACGGUGCUACAGCUUUGGGAUACUGCUGGUCAAGAGAGGUUCCGAAGUAUUGCUAAGUCUUACUUCAGAAGAGCAGAUGGAGUGCUUCUACUAUAUGAUGUUACCUGUGAGAAAAGCUUUCUUAAUGUACGAGAAUGGGUGGAUAUGAUAUCGGAUGCCACACAUGAAAAUAUCCCAAUCAUGAUGGUGGGAAACAAAUCAGAUCUUCGUCAGACAGCUUCUGAAGAAGGACUGACAUGCGUACCUCUCAGCUAUGGAGAAAAAUUGGCCAUGGCUUACAGUGCACUAUUCUGUGAAACAAGUGCUAAAGACGGCUCUAAUAUUGUCGAGGCAGUGCUUCAUCUUGCUCGUGAAGUGCGAAAAAGAAGCGAUAGCAAAGAUGAUGAUAAAACAGUCACUAAGCUGGCUGGGACAUCACUAAAAAAGUCUUCACUCACCAAAAACUGCUGCAGGGUAUAAGAAACAACUCCUUGGCCUCAAAGAAACAGACUUCUGUGGCAAUGGAAGAGGGGGAAAAAUGAAAAACAUAGGUUGUUCUGAUGAUCAACAGAAGGAAAGAUGGAACUAACUUUUCAGCUCUGAGGCCCAUAAGAGUCUUUAAGCAAAAUUGAGAAAUGCUGCUUAUUGACUGAACCAAGCCAAAAAGAAUAAAAUUCUUAGUUCAUCAGUGGAAUCAUUCAUUUGUGCAUUAAGAUAAUUCCAUCUCAAAUCAGCUGUGCCUUCAUAACCCAAUAUGUUUGGAUGAAACUGGAUU